UCAUUAUUUGUACACAUCUCAGUAAGCUACAAAUUGAGUGAGCAACAUUUAUUUAAUCAAGCCAGCAAAAUGUGUGAGAAUGAUGAAAACAUAAUUUGGACCAUUAAAAACGGCGAAAUUGAUGCCGUGCAAAUGGCAUUCGAGAACUCGAAUCGAAAUGUUAACGAAUUUAUUGGCGGUCGAACACCAUUGCACUAUGCCGCCGACUUUGGGCAGCUAAAGAUGCUUAAGUAUCUGGUGGAGAUCGGAGCCGAUGUUAAUAAGCUUGACAAGUAUCAUAUAACGCCCAUACUGGCAGCCAUCUGGGAGGGGCAUACCGAAUGCGUUGAAUUUUUAUUAGAUCAGGGCGCUAAUAAAGAUGGAACCACGCCGGGUGGACAGAAUUAUGUGGAUGCAGCCGAAAAGGAUGAUAUCAAAAAGCUACUGAAUAAUAUAAAUGCUGGCUGAUAAUGCGAGGUCUUUUAUUCGGGCAAGUUGGGAGAAUUUUCUAAGCUGUCAGACUUUCAAUUUUCUUUAAAAAAAACUUUUCGUUGCAUAAAAUA
Messenger RNA from Drosophila virilis, 542 nucleotides. Its product is annotated as myotrophin. Gene Ontology annotation, biological process: regulation of barbed-end actin filament capping. Lineage: Eukaryota; Metazoa; Arthropoda; Insecta; Diptera; Drosophilidae. Gene Ontology annotation, molecular function: protein binding. The record is from RefSeq and is a predicted model, not a curated record. Gene Ontology annotation, cellular component: cytoplasm; nucleus.